GAGAAAUUACUAUGGUGGAAACUGGGCCAGCUUUAGUUUCUCAGGAUUAUUGUCCUGGAUUAAAGAAAAUCAGCAAAAAGCAGAUAUCACUGAUGAAUGUGAAGACUGGAGAAAACUGAUCCUUGAGAAUGAAGAAGUUAUUUCUCUUACCAAGAAGGAUAAAACUAUUGAACAUGUAGAAGAUUUCUGUUUUGCUGAUCAGGAUUCAGCUGAAGAUGUUGAAGAAGCUGGUGCACUGCCAAAGCUGCCUGUCUUUGGAGCCUCUGGUGCCGAGGGAGUUGCUCAGGAAUCGGAAAAAGAGUGCCCACGGAUGGAGAGUGCCUUACCGGAGGCGGAGAGCCGGGAACCAGAAAAGGCUCCAGGCACUGAGCCAGCAAGUGCAGUGGAAGGGAAUGACGUGGAAAUAACCUCUGAGAAUGGCAGUUCACAGAGUACGGCUUUAGGCGAGUCCACCCCGGAAUCGGGAAGAGCUGAAGCUGCACCCUCAGAAACUUCUGCCCAAGAACCAAAGAAAAUUACAUAUUCCCAAAUUGUUAGAGAAGGCAGAAGGUUUAAUAUUGAUUUAGUUUCCAAGUUGCUUUACUCCCGAGGUCUGUUGAUUGAUCUUCUGAUUAAGUCGAACGUUAGCAGAUAUGCAGAGUUUAAAAAUGCGAUGCGAAUUCUUGCCUUUCGAGAAGGAAAAGUAGAACAGGUACCUUGUUCUAGAGCAGAUGUCUUCAACAGCAGACAGCUUGCUAUGGUGGAAAAGAGAAUGCUAAUGAAAUUUUUGACAUUUUGUUUGGACUAUGAACAACACCCCGAUGAAUACAAAGACUAUGAGAGCGGUACGUUUGCUGAGUUCUUAAGAACACGGAAGUUAACACCCAGCUUGCAGCACUUCAUUCUUCACUCCAUUGCAAUGGUUUCGGAGGCUGAUUGUAGCACUCUUGAAGGUCUUCAGGCAACAAAAAAAUUUCUUCAGUGUCUUGGCCGCUAUGGCAAUACACCAUUUUUGUUUCCUCUCUAUGGUCAAGGAGAGAUCCCACAGUGUUUCUGCAGGCUGUGUGCUGUAUUUGGUGGUAUCUAUUGUCUUCGCCAUUCCGUGCGGUGCCUUGUAGUGGACAAAGAAUCUGGACGAUGCAAAGCUAUUGUGGAUCACUUUGGACAGAGAAUAAGUGCUAACUAUUUUAUUGUGGAAGAUAGUUACCUUUCCGAGAGCAUAUGCACAAACGUGUGUUACAGGCAGAUCUCCAGAGCAGUACUCAUUACUGAUCAAUCUGUGCUAAAUACAGAUUCAGAGCAGCAGAUCUCCAUUUUGACAGUGCCUCCAGUGGAUCCAGGAAAACCAGCAGUUUGCGUCAUUGAGUUGUGUUCCUCAACCAUGACAUGCAUGAAGGACACUUAUUUAGUCCAUUUAACCUGUCCAUCAACUAAAACUGCUAGGGAAGAUUUAGAGCCUGUUGUACAGAAGUUAUUCACUCUAAAUACAGAAAAAGAGUCUGAAAAUGAAGACAUGGGAAAACCUACAGUCCUCUGGGCCGUCUACUUCAACAUGAGAGAUUCUUCAGGGAUUGACAAAAAUUCAUAUAAUGGCUUACCCUCAAAUGUUUAUGUCUGUUCUGGACCAGACGCAGCUUUAGGAAAUGACUGUGCUGUCAAACAGGCUGAGACUAUUUUCCAAGAAAUGUUUCCUACCGAGGAAUUUUGCCCACCACCACCAAAUCCAGAAGAUAUUAUUUAUGAUGAGGAUGAGACAGCACCAGAGGAGACUGGAUUCAGCAAUUCACCAGAGACAAAACCUGAAUCCUUAACUGAGGAAAGCAGUAGUGGAGGUAGUACUGCUCUUAAGAAAGAAGAUAAUGAAGAAUGAGUUAGCACUGUUCUCUUAUUAGAAGAGGAGGUUGACCCCAACAAAAAUGUAAGGGAGGAAGGGUAACAAAAAGAGGUUUAAAA
Pterocles gutturalis (yellow-throated sandgrouse) is the source of this 1932-nucleotide messenger RNA. RefSeq names its product rab proteins geranylgeranyltransferase component A 1-like. The transcript has 13 exons. Gene Ontology annotation, biological process: small GTPase-mediated signal transduction; intracellular protein transport; protein geranylgeranylation. The annotation marks the transcript as partial. Gene Ontology annotation, cellular component: nucleus; Rab-protein geranylgeranyltransferase complex; cytosol. Lineage: Eukaryota; Metazoa; Chordata; Aves; Pterocliformes; Pteroclidae. Gene Ontology annotation, molecular function: GDP-dissociation inhibitor activity. The record is from RefSeq and is a predicted model, not a curated record.